GCACAACUUCUGCCGCUCCUGUGUCACACAGAGUGGGGACAAGGAGGGGAGAAACGCCUGCCCGGAAUGUAGAGAGAAGUUUGUGGACCGCACCCUCAAGGUGAAUUGGGCCUUGGCGAGACUGUCUGAGAAGGCUCGAACAUUGAGCCUGAAUCGGACAGAGAAGGAAAGUAAAUGUCAGUGCGAGAAACAUCAGGAAGAACUGAAGCUGUUUUGUGAAACAGACAAGAAAGCGAGUUGUGUGAUUUGUCGCGAUGCGCGGGAACACAAGUCUCACAGCUUCACACCGAUAGAAGAAGCUGUUGAAAUCUACAAGGAUCAGGUGAAAUCUACCUUCGAAUCUCUCACAAAAAAUAAAUCAGAGAUCGAGCAAAUGGAGCAGCAACAGAAAGAGAAGAUUUAUGUUGUUCUGGAAGAGUCACACAACCUUCAGUCACAUAUCACAUCCCAGUUUGCUGAACUGCACCAGAUUUUCACUGAGAAAGAGCGGCGUGUACUCGCAGAUAUCCGGGAAGAAGAGAUGAAAAUUCGGAACGCAAUGGAGAAAAGGCUUCAAGAGAUUCAAGCAAAUUUAAAUUCCAUCCAAAAGGAACUCUCAACGUUGCAGGAACAGAUAGAUCAAAAAGACAACGGGAUAUUUCUGAAGGAGGUAGUUGGUCAGAGAAGGAGGAUUAGUGAUGAUAUUCGUUCAUUGUCAGUGACAGAUGGUGCCUUGCCGAUUGAAAAGAUUAAUCACCACUUUGUGUCGAACACGUUGUGGAGAGAAACUUGCGCCAUUCAGCGAGGUAAAACAUGUUCAGUUUCCAUUCUUCUCAUUGAUUACACCUUUAAGUACCACAAAUGCAAAGAGUACGCAGUAAUUGUAGUCACCUCCGCCUCUGGCAUCUCGUUCUAUCUCUCUACCAUCCACUGUCUGAAAACAUUGACCUUCAAUGCCUUUUCCAACUUUACCAUCUCACCUUAAACUAAUGCCCUCAAUCUUUAGAUUUUAGAUGAUUCAGUCUUCCAUUCUUCAGCCCAUUAGACCUGCUAAUUAAGAUCACAUUUCAUCUCAGGUCACC
Molecule: messenger RNA, 1061 nt
Organism: Amblyraja radiata (thorny skate)
Lineage: Eukaryota; Metazoa; Chordata; Chondrichthyes; Rajiformes; Rajidae
Product: E3 ubiquitin-protein ligase TRIM69-like
Exons: 5
Coding region: 374-964 (196 amino acids)
Source: RefSeq, a predicted model, not a curated record